Meleagris gallopavo (turkey) is the source of this 700-nucleotide messenger RNA. The record is from RefSeq and is a predicted model, not a curated record. NCBI's taxonomy places the organism in Eukaryota, Metazoa, Chordata, Aves, Galliformes, Phasianidae.
CUCUGAACAGGGGGAGAGGGCUCCUGAGCUCUGUCCCUACCUUGGAGCCCCUGCGGCUCUUCCUCCAGCCGUCCCAUAACCCUUCCGCCCUUCCUUUCUCUUCCACAUGCAGGGGGUUUGGAUUCCCACCUUCGGCUCCUUUGACACCGUCUCCAAAGACAUCCGGACCGAGGAUGGGACCGUGACUCUGCGGUGGCCCGUGUUUCACCUGGCCUCAAACCUCAUAGCCACGCACCACCUCAAGCCCCGCAGGGAGUCCCUGCCAGUCCUUAGGAAGAUGGAGCCCAUGAAAUACAGCAAGGCGGCCGCAGCUGCCUCUCUGAGCUGGGCGACACUCAGGACCGGCAUCCAGAGCACCGUGGCCCUGAUCUCCGGCUGUCUGCAGAAUGGGGAGAACGUUGCUGUUGUCCUAAAGGACAUCGGCGUGCUCCUCAUAGACGGACUGACCUUCCAAAUGAAAUUCUUCUUUGACUUCCUGGAGCAGCUGUCAGGGAAAGAGAAAUUCAGAAGAGCUACUUUCAAGGUGAGCUGCAGUUUCUCCAUGGCCCAGGCAGAUCCGUGAGCCUUGCUGUGCCCGCACACGGCCCACCAGGACCUGGCAGCUCCUCGGGCCGUGCAGGUGCUGUGCUGCUGUUAGCUCUCCGUGCCUUGGGCUCCUCGUGUCCCCAGUGCCUCAGCCGUGACAAGGACGUCCCACAUC